AUGGAGAAUCGAUUUAAUGCUGGAGAUUUGGUUUGGGCAAAAGUUCACCGUUACCCUUGGUGGCCUAGCAUUAUUUACCAUGAAGCCCUAUCAAGUACCAAGAUUCGAAAAUCAAAAAAAGAAGGUUGUAUGCUUGUUUCAUUUUAUGGUGAUAAUACAUACGAAUGGUUAGAUCCAAAGAAUAUCAUUCCUUUUGAAGCCAACUUCAAUCUGUACUCGAAACGUCGACAUUCUGAUUCAUUUGUGAAAGCUGUUAAUGAGGCAGUCGAUGAAGUCAAGCACAGAGCUGCCAUAGGGUUGUCUUGCCCCUGCAAAUUUUUUGCGCAGUAUAAACCGGCACCUGUUGAAGAUCUGCUUGAAGUUGAUAUCGAAGGAUAUCAAUUGGGAACGGUGUUUACAGUGAAACAGAUCGAAGACUUCAGACAAGAAUUCAAACCAGUUGAGACGCUUUCGUUUAUACAGCAACUGGCGUUGGAUUCAAGUGAUAUCCAUCUAGAUCUUAACCAAAAAAAGGAAGCAGCCCGCGCUCUUACUUAUAGAAAAGCAAACUAUGAAGAAGUUGAUGAGCCGUAUUAUCAAGCAUUUGAGGUUGAUCCUAAAAGUCUUGGAAGUUCUAUAGUGGCUUCAGAUGACCAGAAGACAUGUUUAAAUCAAGAUCCAAUUGAUCAUCCUUCCGAGCCUAAAAGCGAAGGUCAGAAAAAACGCAAAGUCAAACACCAAAACAAAAUCGAAAAAUCUCCUGCACCUCAGAAAGAUAAACCGCAUGCUACUAAAACAAAACGGUCAGAGAAAAAAAAGCUUGAUUCUAACACCAAGACUUUUGAGAAAAAGACUAAGCGGUCCAAAGGCGAGGUUGAUACAACGCUUGAUUUCAGUUUAUCUACUAUCGUUGUUAAUAAACAAGCAUCGUCAUCCGGCUCUAAGCACAACGACUCACCACCAACACCAAAAUCGUUGAAGAAAAGACAUGGAUCAAUAAGCACAACGCAUUUAGCUUUAUCUCUCCAAAAUAAGAGAAAGGAAGGUGAAAAAAGUGCGACAGUAAAUCAGAUUCUUUACCGUUAUCAAGAAAUUUAUGCCAAGUAUAGGGUAGAAGAAGCUGAGAGAACAAAUGUGCAGAUUGGCAAUGGCGGUGUAGACAUUUCGGAGAAGAUGCUAUAUCUGCUCAAAGAAUGCAACCGGGUUGUUCUCGGAUCAAAGUGA
Helianthus annuus (common sunflower) is the source of this 1203-nucleotide messenger RNA. RefSeq names its product DNA mismatch repair protein Msh6. The record is from RefSeq and is a predicted model, not a curated record. The coding region runs from base 1 to 1203 and encodes 400 amino acids. The transcript has 2 exons. Lineage: Eukaryota; Viridiplantae; Streptophyta; Magnoliopsida; Asterales; Asteraceae.